This is a messenger RNA of Coniophora puteana RWD-64-598 SS2, 1160 nucleotides long. RefSeq lists its product as uncharacterized. NCBI's taxonomy places the organism in Eukaryota, Fungi, Basidiomycota, Agaricomycetes, Boletales, Coniophoraceae. The record is from RefSeq and is a predicted model, not a curated record. Bases 1 to 1056 code for a protein of 351 amino acids. The transcript is spliced from 4 exons.
AUGCGCUCCUUCGCAACCCUAUACAUCAUCCUUGCUGCUUCGCUCGGCGCCUUCGCUGCCCCUCUCAACGCACCCGGCAACCCCAUCGAUACCGUCAAGGGUGACCUUCCUGCUCGCCAACUCCCCGGCGUUGGAAGCAUUGUCGAGGAAGUCCAAGGUCUUACCGGUGGUCUCGGUGCCCGCCAGCUAGGUGUAGUCACGGACCUCGCCAGUGGUCUUACCGGUGGCCUCGGUGUUCGCCAGCUUCCCGAGGUGCCCGCAGUCGCCGGCCCCUUGACCGGCCUCGCUGGUGGCGGUCUUCCCGUCCGUCAGGUUCAAGGUUUGUCUGAGGUCACUGGCCUUACCAGUGGCCUCCUUGGUGGAGCUCAUACCGGUGGCCUUGGCCUCCGUGCUGACGUCGGUGCUGACGCCUCGACGGACAAGCUCCCAACCGGCAAGGUCGACGGUGCCGUCGCCAAGGCCGAGCAGGAGGUCCCCCGCGACGUCGCCGGCGUCAAGGCUGGUGUCUCGGCCCCUAAGGCUGAGGGUCAGACCGACAUUGCUGUCCGUGGUGCUCCCUCUACCCAGUCGGUCGUCGUCAUCAUCCAGAACACCUGGACCCAAGUUACUCCUCUUUGCCAGAAGCUCCAGUACGUGAACAAGGCUAAUGCCACCGCUGCAUCGGUCAAGCCCGUCAUCGCCGAGAUCCAGACCCACCUCCUCAAGGCUACUACUGACAUGAAGGCCCUCGUUGACCUCAAGCUCGGUGCUGCUGUCCUGCUCAAGGGUGCUGAUGGCGCUGUGAUCUCCAUUGGUGUUUUCGCUCAGUUCUUGGCCAUUAACGUCAUUUGCAUCGUCCGCGCUCUUGCUGUUCUGGUUGCUCACCUCGGCGCUGAUAUCAAGGGUGACAUCAUGCCCCUCGUCUUUGCCCUCGGUGAGGUUGUCUACGGCUUCGUCGCCAUCCAGUUCACCCUCGUUGCAGGCCUCAGCGCCCAGCUGUGCCCUCUCGUGGUGGCCAUCGCUGCCGACCUCAAAGUCCUCGGCUUUGUCCACCUGACCGCCCUCCUCAAGCUCUAGAAUAUAGAAUAUCAAUGUCUCUUUAUCUCUUUUAGCAUCGCAUCUCGUGGAGAAUGGGCAUCCGUAGCAUAGUAGUCUGGAUAAACAUAUAAUAUACAUUCCCU